Molecule: messenger RNA, 846 nt
Organism: Drosophila mauritiana
Lineage: Eukaryota; Metazoa; Arthropoda; Insecta; Diptera; Drosophilidae
Exons: 2
Coding region: 128-301 (57 amino acids)
Source: RefSeq, a predicted model, not a curated record
GCUCUAGUCGCUCUCCACUAUACGCAGUAUACUCGGCCGGGGGAAAAUUCCUGGUAAGAAGGGAAAAGCCUGAAAUGCUAACUAAGAAGUUUGAGCUGCUGUUGAUGUUUUCGCAGGCAUAUUUCCCAUGCCUUUUAUUCUCUUCAAAACAGCCAGCAUAGCUGUAGCUGGUCGGCCUCCAAAGUUCAAGAGCUUUACGGCAAUAACUUUAAAUAGAAGAGACCCAUCUUGCGCCCAAAUGGAAUUUGGUGCGGCCAAAACCACAACGACGGGGUGGAAAACAAGAAACGGGCAUCAUUAAAAUACUGUUACCGGCCUCUGGUCUCUGGACUUUGGACUCUGGACUUUGGACUCUGGACUUUGGGCAAUGCCAGUGCUCGACCCCGAAAACUCUUCUGUGUCGACAGAGGGCAACCGCAACCAAGAUUGUUCAGGCAUAUACCCUUUUUUAAUUUGCAACAUGUCAUUGGCAGAAAGACAAGUAAAAGGGACGCAGUAGCGGGGCAAAAUGCGGGGGGAGGGGGCUCCGCACCGCCCUGCCACGCCCCCGUCAGCUCACGCUUUGUUGCGCCUUUUGUAGCCGGGCCUUCUCUUGGUUUUUCCCCACGCUCCUUUUUUGCGCUUUGGCCAAAUAACCCAAGCAAAAACAGAAUUAGCAGCAACGCCGACGACAGCGAUGGGAAAAACAGAAGAUGAAGCGCAGGCAAAACAGGACACGGCCGAAAUUCACAGCGAGGGGAGGCCUAAAAGUUGUAGAACAAGCUUCAAAAUUCUACAAGCGAAUCGAAAAUUAAGCCAAACAAAUCUGUUAAAAAGUAAAUGUUAAAAGACCCAUUUUUAAUAACU